Messenger RNA from Erpetoichthys calabaricus (reedfish), 3428 nucleotides. RefSeq names its product small nuclear RNA activating complex, polypeptide 2 (gene snapc2). The transcript has 6 exons. Gene Ontology annotation, molecular function: RNA polymerase II general transcription initiation factor activity. The coding region runs from base 251 to 2017 and encodes 588 amino acids. The record is from RefSeq and is a predicted model, not a curated record. Gene Ontology annotation, biological process: snRNA transcription. Gene Ontology annotation, cellular component: nuclear body. Lineage: Eukaryota; Metazoa; Chordata; Cladistia; Polypteriformes; Polypteridae.
UGCGUAGACUGACCGUGAUACAAGCAUGGGUGCUGUAGCUCUGGCUGUCGGGUGGUAUUCUGAGAGUAGUUCAUGCUUUACACGGUGAAGUAAUCGAAAUACUUUGCAUCUUAACUGUUAUUAUAUGUAUAAAAGAUUCACCUCGGAUUAGAUUUCUUUCUUCGUGAACAUAGGGCAAUUUAUACAGGAGGAAGUGGUAUGUUCUAUAUACGACACAGUUACAAAGGUGUUUAAUUCCUUGGUUAUAACGAUGAAACCCCCACCACGCCGGCGUGUUGCACCAAAUCGCUUCUCUGGCGUUCAGGCAAAACCUAAUAACAAACCAGUCUGGUCCACAUGGACCCAGCAGGAAAGGAGGGCUCUGCUGGCAGCUUUAAAGCAGCAGAGAGAUCAGAAAGAAAUUGACACUAGCGUAAUCCAGGAGAAACUUCCUACCCGCAGCCUGGAGCAGAUCACUGAAUUUAUUGAGUUCUUGAAAAGCAGUGUCAGCAGGCAUGUUUCAAAGAAGUUAUACAGCAGACUUCUAGAGGAAAAGAAGAAGGUAGUCCCGAUACAAAUGUGGACUGAGGUGGCUGAGAAGCUGACAGGACAACUAGAAACAUCAAUGUCAUCAGCAUUUUCACAGAUGCUGACAAUUGCAUCCACUGAGCCAUGCAGUCUACUUCACUCUUUACCACCAAAACGUACGUUUGUUACUGAAAGACCUAUUCUUACUCGAGUAGACAAAAACCAGCAAGAACUGCAUGCUCGAAAUCAAGGAGGAUUCAGCCCACCAGUUUCUUCCAGUCUGAAUCAAGUGCUUUCUUUGUGCAAGAACAAUACAGUAAUCUCUCCUGCAUCACACAACCCUGUUACACAAAAUCCAGAAUUGCCACAAACCAUUUCUUCAGAUUCCAGGCCAAAUCUCGGAAUGGCACACAUUACUUUGUCUCCUUCCAAUCAGGACAGCGUUGGUCGGGAUGUUUUACCUUCCUCUUCUAGUGAAACAUCCGUUUCAUUACCCUCUGUUGUCAGCAUUUCCCACCCAAGCUGUAAUACACAGAAUAUUCUUACCACAAACUCCUCUGAUGUGUAUCUUCCUCCUGCAAUCAGUACAUCUAGUCUUUGCACGGCUACCCAGCAAGUUCAACCAGUCAAAUGUGUGCAGGCAUCAGGAAUGUCGAAUGAAAAUGGUAACUCCUCCAUAAUUUACCCUAAACCUAAUUUAGCAGCCACCCCUAGUACUUCUAAUGUGGUAUCUAAUCAAACCCAUCCCCAGACUUCUAAUACCUUUCCUGCAACAAGUGUUCAACAAGAUGCUUUAAAUCAUGAUUCAACAGCCCAGCAAGCAUCAUUACCUCAGUCCUCCAAUAAUGAAUCCAGUUCUGGAAUGCCAUCACAAAAUUUUAAUGUUGACUUUGAAAAGCUGUACGGAUACCUAAAUUUUGCAUGUAAAGGAGGAAAUGAGCCUCGCAUGACUGCAUUAGAGUCUGCUGUCAUUUUGGAUCUUAUUUUGUCUCUGCCUGAAGAGCUUUUAUUGCUUGAUGGGAAAGAGUUGCAACUCCAAGUGCGCCAGUGUUACGCUAUGUUAAUAUCUGCUCCUUCAGCCUGUCGGAAGCAAAGCAGUGAUGCCAGUACCAGAAAGGUUUGCAAGACUCCUCUAGUUUCAAGUAUUUCAGAAGGAAAUGAGAGUGCAACUGUUGGCCAUGAAGUGCCCCUUUUAGGAAACCCCACUAGUCAGACUAACAAUGAAUGUGGCAUAAAUCCAGAGAGCACAGUGACUUGUAGGUCAAAAGAAAAUGAAAAAGAUGGGUCAGCAUGUUCCAGCACUGCAGAACUUUGCCAAGAAGAAGACGGAACCAUGGCUGCAAAAAAAUCUCCAGAAACCAAUCAAUCAACAAAGAGCACCCAAUCCUCAUCUGAGCAGGGUGUUCCAGGUACAAGUAAGAAAUCCUGGUCUGAAGUAGGGUUCUGCCCACUAAAUCCAUUUAAGUUUCCAGCUCAACUCUUGAAACGAAUUGAGACAAAUGGGGAGUGAAGCACCCUUGAUGGAUUUUUUUUUUCUUCUAGCAUGUUUGUUUUCCAUUGUUUGUUUAUUUUAUUAAGUCUUGAUAUGGUUGUAGUUUGCUUUGGCUUAGUCAGAUAUGGCCAGUGUUGUCUGUACUGACCAAUCUUAUUCAUUAAACAUGUUUCGCUGAAAUUAUACAAUGCGGAGUUUUUGUUACCUAGUUUGCUUUCUAGUUAUAAGGCAAAAUUACUCAAUUCAACAGUUUUGAGUUUUAUUAGCAUAUUAUCAUUCUUAUAUUGACAGAAUAUUCUUAAAUAAUAAAGUAGCAGUAUUUUCUUUUAAUUUUCUUAUUAAAGUAUAUUUUGAAACUGAAGGUGUUAUAUUUGCUUUAUCAAACUGGCAUAUUGAUGCCCAAUUACAUAAGCUUGUUGAUCUCAUUUGGCAUGUUUUAAUUUAUUUGAAACGGAAGCAAACCUAAUUUGAUGACCAUGCAGCCAUAGGAUGCUACACAUUGUCCAUAGAAGUGUUGAAACUGUAUACUAAUCUGUUUAUCAUUGUUUGCUAGCUUCAACAGCAUAUUAUGGAUUGUUGAUUUAAAUGUGUUUGCCGGCAUUAGAAGAGGCUUUACCUACCAGACACCUGCAGAUGUCAGUGUUGCUUCAAAGAAAGUAACAACUGAAAAGCUUGUUAAAACUAGGUACUGCUUUUAAUAUGUACUGCACACCACUAAACAUUUUAAAUAACAAAAAAUAAAUAAAAUAUUGAGGUUAAAUAUACAAGGUGACAAGUAGACAAUAGAGAACAUGAAGAGUAAUGCAAAUAAGUUGCAGCAAAAUGUAGUUUAAAUUUGUCUCUUUACCAAGUUGUUGAAUUAAAAAAAAUGCUAUAAAGUGAAACACUGAAUCCAGCUUAUUACACAUGUGUUAUUUCAUUCAAUGACAUUCCAACUGCUGUUUGGUAAAACUGCAGAUUGUUGUACAUUUUAUGAAAAGUUUCAAAUAUUCACUCAAGUGUACACACAAGUAUUUAAUUUGUUUCCUUCAUUUAAAAUGCAAGAAAUGCAGUGCUAAACCAUUAAGAAUGAAUAAGCAACCAGCUAUCAUCAUAUAACCUGUAUAGGUUAAUUUAUCAAAGCUUUUAGCUACAGAUAGACAGUAACACAUUAAGAUCUUGUGUCAAAUAGAUCAAUCCAUAGACCGUGGUUACUAGCAUUGUAUUGUGGGUUUUUUAUUACUAGAGUCCACCAUUUUAAACAGUUCAUAGGAAUGCCAGGUAAUGUUACAGUCCAGGUCCAAGUGUUGUGAAUCUUCCAUGUUUCAAGAUAUUCUGUUUCACUCAAGCACAACUUUUUUCAGUGUUCCUUUCUGAGGUCCAAUCUGCACUGUCGUUGACAUCUUUUGCCCAUUUUAUUCUGUCUCAGUAGUAAACUAAAAUAUACAUA